Messenger RNA from Meriones unguiculatus (Mongolian gerbil), 5678 nucleotides. RefSeq names its product leucine zipper protein 2 (gene Luzp2). The transcript has 12 exons. NCBI's taxonomy places the organism in Eukaryota, Metazoa, Chordata, Mammalia, Rodentia, Muridae. The record is from RefSeq and is a predicted model, not a curated record. Bases 718 to 1758 code for a protein of 346 amino acids.
UAGGCGUAGAGACCAGAAGAAAGACCCAGCCACACCAGAAGCCAGAGCCACGGACUUCUUGUUGGUCCUGGACUCUUUCCGUGAUAGAGACCUCCUGAUAACCUCCUCUGGGUAUGGGCCGGCUUCUGGUCUGCUCUGACUGCUGCUCCACUCCAUCCGCAGCAGGCAAGCCAUUACGCAUCUAAUCAGAGCAGUAUUUUAAGCUUACUCUCCAAGCAACAUCCCUGCAAAAGCAAGCUGGCGAGAGACGCCUGCUCCGGACCCUAAAGAGUCUGGAGUCCUUCCCAGCGAAUUGUCUCUCACCCUGAGGAGUCCGCCAGCUCAAUUACUGGAGAAAGAGAGGUUGAUCCUUGUCACCGCCCUCCCCUCCUGUCUUCAGUAGGAGCGGGGAAGAGGAGAUCCGCUCCAGUGCGCACGGGAGUGACCAAGUGCAGCUGGCUACGGGGGCAGCGACCUGAAAGAGGGUCCUUUCCUCCUCCCGCGGCUACACCCGCCCCGUGCGACCUGAGCACAGCGCUGGACCAUCCCGCCAGGGCUCGCGGGUGACAUCACUACUGAAGAUACUCGCGCGCUGGUCCUCGCCUUUACAAAGCCUCUAUCAGUGUGGUUUGGGUCUCUGGAGAGGGCUCCCGGCUUCCUGGGAAGAGAGCAGGACACUGAGAAGCAACUGACCGGAGGAAGCAAAAGAGCAGGAGUACCACAGCGGGCGGCGACGACAUGAAAUUCAACGCUGCACACUACCUGCUGCCCCUGCUCCCUGCACUCGUCCUCAGCACCAGACAGGACUAUGAAGAGCUAGAGAAGCAGCUGAAGGAAGUGUUUAAGGAGCGUAGCACAGUCCUCCGGCAGCUGACAAAGACAUCCAGAGAACUGGACGGGAUCAAAGUCAACCUUCAGUCUUUGAAAAAUGAUGAGCAAUCUUCCAAAACUGAUGUUCAGAAGCUCCUGGAGUUAGGCCAGAAACAGAGGGAAGAAAUGAAGUCUCUCCAGGAAGCCCUGCAAAACCAGCUUAAAGAGACGUCUGAGAAGGCCGAGAAACACCAGGCGACAAUUAAUUUUUUGAAGACUGAAGUGGAAAGAAAGAGCAAAAUGAUCCGAGACUUACAGAAUGAGAAUAAAAGCUUGAAAAACAAAUUGUUGUCAGGAAGCAAGCUGUGUGGUAUUCAUGCAGAAGAGUCCAAAAAAAUCCAAGCUCAACUAAAAGAGCUCCGUUAUGGGAAAAAAGAUUUGUUAUUUAAGGCCCAACAGCUCACUGAACUGGAACAAAAGUUAGCUGUAGCCAAAAAUGAACUUGAGAAAGCAGCUCUUGACAGGGAAUCACAGAUGAAAGCAAUGAAAGAGACUGUACAACUCUGCUUGACAUCAGUUUUCCGUGAUCAGCCUCCUCCUUUGAGUCUCAGCUCAUCAAAUCCAACACAGAUGUUACAUCCACCCAGGACAACUGCUUCCAAGAUUCCAGAAACAAGGACAAAAAGCAAGCCACAACAAAGUUCUCCAGGAAACCAUGAGAGCUCUCAAGUUCAGGCAACAAAGGAAGAGAUGAGAAGAAUCUCUGUGUGUGGUCCUCAAGAUGAGGGUAGUUCCUGUUUGGUGAAGCAUGAGGAGGGUCCCCAAAGUAACAUCACUGCAGAAUCAGAACCCACAACACAGCAGAAAUUGCAAAUGCCUCUUUGUUCUGAAUGUGAAGAGAAAAAAGGCCCAGAAAAGCAAUCAGCCAGUUUUGAUGGGACUCCAGCUAGAGAAGAGAAAAUACUGUAAACAGGAGGCAUGGAAUCAAAAGCUUCCCUUUCCUGCCAUCAUCAUAUUUCUAGAGUACAGGCUUGAUGGGAACACCACGUUUCUAAAGCAUGCAACUUUUUUCCAAACUUUAUGUAACUUUAUAAUGUGAACUACACAAUUUCCAAAAGGUUCCAGGCUGAUUAUGAACUUUAGCAAUAAUCUAAUGAAAAGGAUUUCUUCACUAACACAUCUCUAAAAUUACCCAGUACAAAUUGAUUUGUUUUGUGCUAAAGCACAAACAUAACAUUUUUUUUUUUGGUCUUUGCGUGGAUAUUUGGAAUUCAAAGGUGUACUUGGUAACAUCAGCUAGAAAAUGAUAAAAUAUGAGCCCUGCUGUUUUUAAAAUUUCAAACUUCAAAUGUAUAGAAGUUUUGUUGUACAGUGGCCAUCUGGUGUCUUUUCCUCCAAAGUUGGAAUUUGCAGACCAGAAUACAUUAUUAUAGGUAUUUAGUUUUUGUCACAUUAUAUUGACCUAAUAAUCAUUGAUAUAAAAUUAUGUCCAGUUAAUUCUGUCAAUGAUAAGUUAAUUACUAGAACUCAUUAGUUAUAUCUAAUAUGAUACAUACAUGUAGAAUUUUUAGAAUGAAAAACAAAUACCUUUCAUAAUAUCUUUUAAUUUUUUAUUUUUUUAAUUUUUAUUAAUUACACUUGAUUCAUCUUGUAUCCCCUGUGAACCCUUCCCACCUCCCCUUCCACUCUCCCUCCUCCUUCUCUAAGCAUGCCCCUUCCCAAGUCCACUGAUAGGGGAGGUCUUCCUCUGCUUCCUUCUGAUCCUAGUCUAUCAGGUCCUUUGUGCAAACUCUCUGAUAUUGUUUCAAGAUGUGACUCAAGCUGUCUGAAGUGCCAGCUUUAAGGGAUGAUAAGAUGGGAAGGAAAUCCUAAAAUAUUAACAGACAAGGUGCACAUAGAUAUUUUAGAAUCGCUGUUUAAUGAAGGCAAAAUAACAUGGAAUAAUUUUUAAAAAGCAAUGAUGUUUUAGCUUUGAAGAUAGGAUUCUAUAUGAGAAUUUCACUGAUCAAAAGAGCCAAACAUUGGCACAAGUAUAGUAUAACUCAUAAUCAAGAAGAAAUGGAUAUUUAAAUGAUUAUAUAUUCAAGCAUCCACUUAGCAGAUAAAAACUAACCAACAGAUGACAUCAGGGAACCUACACUGACUGAGUUCAUUCACUUUCGUUGAAUAAACACAUUUUGAAAGUUCAGAAAAAAAGACAAAACCACUGUUUGUAUACGAUUAAUCUUUCAAGCCCCAGUAAACACCUUGAGAGAUAUAUCCCAAAAUAAAAACACAUUAAAAGAAAUUGGUAGGACUUAAUUUAUAGGAUCCAAUGGCUUGUAUGUAGUAUAUUCAGAGAAAUUUAUUGAGCUCUAGAAUUGAAUAAAACCGUUAACAGAAAAAAGAAAAGCAUCAUACAUUAGUUCUAAAUGCAGACUAGUUUUGUGGAUUUUUCCUGUAUUAUCACUCUUAAAAAGAAACAUAAAUAAUUUAUAGAUUCAUAGAAUUUUAGAUGAACUGACCAAGAUUAAAUAUAAGAUUGGGGUAUGAAAUUUCUACUCACCACAUACUCAGUUCCAUCUUACCCCACCCCCAUCUUAUAUAGUAUUUGAUUUUCUUUACAAAAUAAUAGGUUUAUUUAUAGUUUCUAUUUCUUUUUCUUUUUGAAGCAAAUUCUCAUAUGUAUCAAGUUAGGCUCAAAAUUACUACAAAGUAGAGUACGAGCUAGAAUUCCUGCCUCCACUUCCCAAGUGUCAGGAGUUUCAGCCACUCACCACCUCCACAGUAAUGAAAAAAAUACUAGUUCAAUUUUAAUUUGGUAUUGCCUUUCCCCUCUUAUUAGGGCAUUUAUUUCCUGCCUCACCCCUGAGUUUGCCGCAGAAUGGUAGGCACGUGUUGUUAGCACGGCAAGCUGUGAACAUCUGUGACUCUGUGUAGGAAUGAGCUGGAUAAGGAGUUCUAAGUUUGACCAACCUUGUUUUCCAAUUGUGUAUUUUGUCGGCUUUGACUUUCUGUUCUAGAAUGUGAUAAUAUAAUCAGUUUGCUUUUCUUUACUCUUGGAAUGAUAAAAUGGGUUUGAAUCAAGAUGGUAAAAUUUCCUCUUAGACAUUGUGUAUAUCUUGUGUAUCUACAGGUUUUGUCUAGGUGUCUGUCAUAAUAUUUACUCCUGUAUUUGAAAGAAAUAACUUAAUAGCAAGGGAUUUUUUCCUAAUCAUUUAAAAAGGAACAUUACAAAAUUUCAUUUAAUACUUUGAUAGGGAUAUUUUUUUAGUAUGAUUUGAGGUUCUUAUUGAAUUAAUGUGUUUUGUCUCUCUUAGCUCUUAGCCCUUUCCUUGCUUUGAGACUGGACCAGAGAUAUUAAACUAUUUUCCUUACCCAUAUGGCUACUCUAUGAAAAAGACACAUCUAUAAUGAGAGUUUUGGUUUCUUUAAAACCUCGGUUAUGUUAUGUAAACAUGUUUUUGUUUUAAUCCGAGGUGUGAGAUAGCUUUAGAUGGUCCACAGGAGCACUCUCUUUGCUCUGAGAGGGCCGUGAUCUUUGCCAGCUGCAGACAGUUUACUUCUGGAAACUCUAAGAGGGCAUAAACGCCAGAGCCCAGAGAGGGACAGUGGUUCUUAAAGGAAGAAGGCAGCUACUGCUCCCCUUGCUGCUCCUGGUUGCUGUGGCUGCAUUUUGGUGAGAAGCUGGAGAUCUCCUGAAACAAAGAUUGAACUUGCCCUGAGGAACUUGAUGACCCUAAACAGUGAGAAGUAGCUAAUGAUAACCACACCUCUCCCCGAAGUAACCUUUCUCUCCUACCCGGUGUUGGAGUGUUGGAAGGGAUUGGGGUGGAUAAGGGAAGUAGAGACAUAAGGAACCCCAAUAAAACAGAUAGAAAGUAUGCCUACAUCCAUCUCCUACUUUUCUUAACUACCAGCUUUAUGCUAGACAUUGUUUGAAGAACUAACAUUAAGACACUGAUCAUUCUCACACAGAAAGAAUAUUAUCUAACAUAUUGACAAUACGUGGUGUGAUUCUGUUAUAUACUUGCGAUGUUAAGUGAAGAAAUACAACUAGAUUUUAUACACUGUCCACUGAUUACUGUUGAAGACACUCCCAUACUUUCUAAUGGAAGAACAUAUUUAAUAUGUCCUUCCACAACUAAGAACAAUUUUCUCUAUUUUAUAAUAUUAUAAUAAUAAUAAUUCAAUUUAAAAUGUGAAUUAAAUAUAAUGUAUUCAUUUGUAAAUUAGAAAACUUUUUAAUUUUGUCUUUCCUUUUAUGUACAUAAAUUACGUCAAUUAACCAGUGCCUAAGAUCUGUGAGGCCUGAAUGAACACUGGCUGUGUCUAUCAAAUAAGACAUGCCCAGAAGAGGAUGGUGUCAGUCAUUCGUCUGGAUAAAGAUUUCGUUAUAAUUUCAAAUAUCUGAGCGCUGAAAAUACCAGUAGCUGACUCCGUUUCUGUCUGUGAGCAGCUGAUUAGCAUAGCAUUCCGCUUUUACUCACAAUUCUGUUUCAUAAAAAUACACUGAAUUACAAGCUCAAUACAGUUUGGUGUUUUUGAUUUUGUAUUGGUUUUUUUGUGGAGCAGACAUUUGCUGUUUUAGAUGGACAAGGUGUUUAGCUGGACUAAAAUUAAAUUUGUGAAUUUGCUACGAGGGAAUCUUUUAUUUUUAUAGCUCAGGUAAUGUAAUUAGCAGUAACCGCAGCACAGGUGGAAAUAAUAAUUGGCACCAUAGACUAGCAAGAGCAAUGAACAUGAUGUUUUUGUUUUUGUUUUUUUACAUGGAGAACUGUACUGUCAAAAGGUCUAUAUCCACGAGCUCUGUACUGAUCUGGAUUGUGUCACAUAAUGGUCAAGUACUGAAAAAUAAAAAGUGCUGAAAAGUGGCCUGUUUUUCUUCAAUAAAAAAUUUGUUACAAAGA